This is a messenger RNA of Phragmites australis (common reed), 1543 nucleotides long. RefSeq lists its product as uncharacterized. Lineage: Eukaryota; Viridiplantae; Streptophyta; Magnoliopsida; Poales; Poaceae. The record is from RefSeq and is a predicted model, not a curated record. Gene Ontology annotation, biological process: protein ubiquitination. Bases 104 to 1207 code for a protein of 367 amino acids. Gene Ontology annotation, cellular component: nucleus. The transcript is spliced from 7 exons. Gene Ontology annotation, molecular function: ubiquitin protein ligase activity; protein binding.
AAAGAGUCGCCUAUUUCAUAAUUUUAAUUAACAGAAAAUAUGUAGCGAUGUACCUACAGUUUUCUCUGAGGGAGGGGGAAAAUAUCGUCGGCGACUGAAGGCGAUGGCGGCGGCGGAAGCGGAGGAGGAGGUGCGGCUGGAGCUGGAGGCGGUGGCGGCGGUGUACGGCGACGACUGCCGCGUGCUCCGCGACCUCCCGCCCCACCUCGUCGUCCACGUACGGCCCCGCACUGCCGGCGACUCCUCGCAGCAGUUCGUGGAGCUCUUUCUUGGAAUUAAAACAUCUUCACAGUAUCCAAAAGAACCACCUCAUAUUUAUGCCGUGGAAAGUAAGGGCCUCGAUGACAAUCGACAGGCCUAUCUUAUUUGCAGCAUCCAGAACAAGGCAAAAGAGCUUUCCAACUACCCAAUGCUUGUGACAUUGUGCGAGGAAGCUGGAGAGAUCCUCUCGAAUAUGAAUCAUCCAGCUGGGGAUUGUCCACUGUGUCUAUAUCCAUUAGUGGGGGAGGAUAGGGAAGACUCUGCUUUGCCAUUUAUGAAGUUGAUGUCAUGCUACCACUGCUUUCACAGUGACUGCAUUAUGAGAUGGUGGGAAUGGCUCCAACAUGAUGUUGUCAAUUCCAAGGAGUGUAGUACAGCAGUAAAUACUGGAGAUAUUGAUGCUUCUGAAGAAUUGGGUUUGUCCAGCUCUGAUACGCAUUAUAAUGUAAAUCAGCACAAAGGAUUUUGUCCAGUUUGCCGGAAAGUGUUUGAUGAGAAGGAUAUUGAGCAUGUUUGUGAUCUGUUGGGUGCAGAUACUCCUAGGCUGGCAUCAUUGACAGUUGACCUGGGUGAAGAUGAAAAAGAAUUGCUCCAUUCUGAGUCAGAGAAGAACAGAAGAAAAAGGAUUGACUCACUGCUUAAUCUGCAACAAGAACGAAAUGGCCUUAUUGAACCAAAGAAAGACCUCGCCAUACAGCCAGGAAUGUAUGUUUCUCUUCCUCCCAGCGUGCCACCUACAGCUGCAGGAGACAAUGAUCCCUGCGAGGAGACCACCACUUCGACCCCAGAAUUGGAGCCAUGCAGCCUGACAAACACCAGAGGCAAUAAGCACAGGAAUUCAGGCCAUCGAAGGAGAAACCGACCUAACGCUCCAAGAAGACAGCCUCAUGGACAGCCCGCUAGGCAACAAUGGCAGAGGAAAGAAGCAGACACUACACACCAAUAACAUUGAAACAAUGAGGAGCUUGAAUGUGAACUGUUGUUUUUAUCGGUUAUGUAUAUUGAUGGUGACGUGCGUUCCUUUCAUAUUUAUCCGACCAAAGCUCAUGACACAGCAGCAUUAUUUUAAUGCUGUUGUCAUGGCCGAGAGAGUAAGAGGGACUUUGCAUAUUAUAUUGGUACUCUAGUUUAUUUUCUAGAGAGAACAGUGCACUGGAGUUCAUGUCACUGUAACGUUGAGGCUAGCUUCUGCUGCGUAAAACGAAUAUAAAAUGCCUCGUAACACGAAUACAAGUCCUGCACGCUGUAAUCAUAUUUAUACUGGAUAAGUUUUAUUUCAUUA